Drosophila eugracilis is the source of this 1673-nucleotide messenger RNA. RefSeq names its product protoporphyrinogen oxidase (gene Ppox). Gene Ontology annotation, molecular function: protoporphyrinogen oxidase activity, oxygen as acceptor. Lineage: Eukaryota; Metazoa; Arthropoda; Insecta; Diptera; Drosophilidae. Bases 143 to 1567 code for a protein of 474 amino acids. The record is from RefSeq and is a predicted model, not a curated record. Gene Ontology annotation, biological process: heme biosynthetic process. Gene Ontology annotation, cellular component: mitochondrial inner membrane. The transcript has a single exon.
CCCUUAUCUGGCCGAUAGUUAUGUCACUUGGAAUUAUUUUGGUCUUAACGAUCCAACCGGCAUAGAUUUUCCGGUCUCCAAAACCAAAACUACUCUGAGUCCUCUCUAGGAUUCGGGACACACCUGAAGCAGCAGAAGGACCAUGUCAACGGCCGUGCUGGGAGGCGGCCUGAGCGGUCUGUCCGCCGGAUACUACUUGUUGCGGCGGUUCAAGAAGCCGUUGACGAUCUACGAAGCCUCUCCACGAGUGGGCGGAUGGGUACGGUCAGAGAACCGCAAAGACCGGAAUUUCAUCUUCGAGAGCGGACCACGCACCAUCCGCCCUGUUGGCUUGCCAGGAGCCAAUACUCUGGAACUGGUGGAGGAGCUAAAACUGGAGGUGACUCCAAUCCGGAGAAGUCAUGUGGCAGCCCGAAACCGAAUGCUAUACGCCAAGGGACAACUCUGCAUGCUGCCCAACGGUCCAAAGGGACUUUUUGGCGUCCUUCCUCCUUUCACGAAGCCGCUUUACAGGGCUGUUUUGAAGGACCUGAUCACUGCGAGCAAGAAGGCCAAGCUGGAGGACGAAAGCAUUUACAGCUUCGCAGAGCGACGAUUUGGAAAGGAGAUAGCCGACUACGCCAUUAGCCCCAUGAUAUGUGGUAUUUGUGCUGGAGAUGCCCGCGAGAUUAGUGUCCGCUUCCUGAUGGAGGGACUCUUCGAGAAGGAGCAGAAGUAUGGAGGAGUACUCAAAGGCACACUUUUUUCCCGCUUUCAAGAAAAGAAAAAUGACUCAAAAGAGGGCAUCUUUGCACAAGGUCAGCCCAAGCUUUAUACCCAGGCGCUUGAGGAGAAGUGGGCCAUGUACGGACUGCAAGGCGGACUUGAGAACCUGCCCAAAGCCAUGCGAAAGUACCUCGGCGAGCAGGAUGUCAACGUGCAGCUGAGCAACGAGUGCCGCAAUCUGAGUUUUAGCACCUCUGGCGUCCGGAUGAACAUCAAGGAUGCCGAAGUGCCAGUGGAGCAUGUGGUCAGUUCUCUGCCCGCUUUUAAGCUGGCGCCACUGGUAAAGCAUCAACAUCCAUCGCUUAGCGCCCAGUUACUAGACAUUCCGUACGUGGAUGUGCUGGUGGUGAACAUGCAAUUUCAAGGGAAGAUUCUUAAGCAGGAUGGCUUUGGACUGCUGGUGCCACCCGUGGAGAAGUUGCCAAUACUCGGUGUGAUUUUUGACAGCUGCUGCUUUGAAAUGGGCGAAAACACGGUGCUCACUGUUAUGAUGGGCGGCCAUUGGUUCGACCAGUGGUUCGGCAAUCGACCCAGCCCAAAGCAGAUCCUCGACUUGGCCACCAGACAGGUGCAGAAAAUCCUGCAGAUCCGCGAAGAGCCCAAGUUUAGCCGAGUGCACACGCUGCACAAAUGCAUCCCGCAGUACACCGUGGGCCACAAGCGUCGCGUCGAGGCCAUCCGGAAUUACAUAAAAACUUACAAGCUGCCACUGUCUCUUUGCGGAGCUGCCUACGAUGGAGUCGGCAUCAAUGACGUCAUUCUGUCCGCCCGUCGACAGGUGGAGGCCUUGCCUUUAUCCUAAAACAACCAUUCCCCUGUAGCUCAAACUCUUUUUCCAUAGGUGAUUCGGUUGUAUUUUUUGCUUAAGCUGGUUUUGUGAGUAGUAAAGUAGGUCCUUUGUACAUAGA